Molecule: messenger RNA, 1074 nt
Organism: Scaptodrosophila lebanonensis
Lineage: Eukaryota; Metazoa; Arthropoda; Insecta; Diptera; Drosophilidae
Product: alcohol dehydrogenase
Exons: 4
Coding region: 152-916 (254 amino acids)
Biological process (GO): alcohol metabolic process
Cellular component (GO): cytoplasm
Molecular function (GO): alcohol dehydrogenase (NAD+) activity
Source: RefSeq, a predicted model, not a curated record
UAUACGCCUAGGACGACGAUUAUUGUCAGUGCAGUGGUGGCGUCGUGUUCAGCAGCGAUCGAGACCAACGGCUAAUUCUAACGGAAUUACGAGUAUUUACAAAAUCUAUUAUUGGAAGCGCAGCCAGCAAACAAACAGUUAGAGGCACAAGAUGGAUUUGACCAACAAGAACGUUAUUUUCGUUGCCGCUCUGGGCGGUAUUGGUCUCGACACGAGUCGGGAGCUCGUCAAGCGUAAUCUGAAGAAUUUUGUCAUCUUGGACAGAGUUGAGAACCCGACUGCUCUUGCUGAGCUGAAGGCAAUAAAUCCCAAGGUGAACAUCACCUUCCAUACCUACGAUGUGACCGUACCCGUUGCUGAGUCGAAGAAGCUGCUGAAGAAGAUUUUCGAUCAGCUGAAAACCGUUGACAUUCUGAUCAAUGGUGCUGGUAUUUUGGAUGACCAUCAGAUUGAGCGCACCAUUGCCAUCAACUUCACUGGUCUGGUCAACACCACCACCGCUAUUUUGGACUUUUGGGACAAGCGUAAGGGCGGUCCUGGUGGCAUCAUUGCCAACAUUUGCUCCGUUACUGGCUUCAAUGCCAUCCACCAGGUGCCUGUCUACUCGGCAUCCAAGGCUGCUGUUGUCAGCUUCACAAAUUCCCUGGCGAAACUGGCUCCCAUCACUGGCGUUACUGCCUAUUCGAUCAACCCUGGCAUCACCAGGACCCCCUUGGUGCACACUUUCAACUCCUGGCUGGAUGUAGAGCCACGUGUUGCCGAACUGCUGCUGUCCCAUCCAACCCAGACCUCCGAGCAAUGCGGUCAGAACUUUGUCAAGGCCAUUGAGGCCAACAAGAAUGGCGCCAUAUGGAAAUUGGAUCUGGGCACCCUUGAGGCCAUUGAGUGGACCAAGCACUGGGACUCGCACAUCUAAGCAUUUCCACGCCAUUGUGAUAAGAUAGACGUGUAUACGGAAUUGAACAAUUAAUAUGAAGUAAGGCUGAUUGAUAAACGUUCCAUGUUGUCGAACGCUGAAUGGUCGAAUUUGUUAUUUUUAUGAAAAUAUAUCGAAGAGAAUUCCAAACAAAUAAA